Messenger RNA from Erythranthe guttata (spotted monkey flower), 2346 nucleotides. The record is from RefSeq and is a predicted model, not a curated record. NCBI's taxonomy places the organism in Eukaryota, Viridiplantae, Streptophyta, Magnoliopsida, Lamiales, Phrymaceae.
AAAAAAAAAAGAAGGAAAACCCUGUUUCACCGGGCCAUUAUUGCCGGUAAUUUUCUCUUUCCGUUGCUUUAUGUGGCUGACAUACGUUCGCCGUGGAAAUAUCAACCGAACCGCCGUUCACCUUUCCUCGUCUCAGGUGAGAGAAAGCUUCUGCCUUCCCGCCCGUAUUUUAUCAUAACAAGUUCAAAAUGUAGUCUUGAUAAUUUAUUGAUUUUGCUUGUCCUUUGUUGAGUUGACUCGUUCUCACCUGGUCGACUCACUCCGUGUGUGUGUGUGUGUGUGUGUGUGUGUGUGUGUGUGUGUGUGUAUGGGUUGCUAAAAUCCGUGUGUAUUUUAUCAUAUUGUGCAUGUGAAAUAAAUUUUGCCGUUAGUCAGUACACUGAGUUUUUCAAUCCUAACUCUUACCUUUAAUUUGCAUAUGUACUUCAUGGGAAUCAUAUUAUUACAGUAUUUAAUUUUAUUUUAUUUUUGACGCUGAUCUGUACAUUGUUGUUCAGAUUGGAAGAAUGAGUAGCUCUUCACCUGCUGCUAAACCCGAGCAGCUCGAGUUUUAUUGCUGGCCCUGGGUUGGGAUCAUAGCCAACGCGCAAAACGACAGCCGCGGUUACUGGCUCAACGAGUUCUCCAAAUACAAUCCUUCGGGAGUUGAAAUUUUACGUGGCGGCGCGCAGGUUGUCGUCGUAAGAUUUGGCGAUGAUUUGUCUGGUUUCAAGAAUGCGAUGGAGUUUGAGAAAUCGUUCAGUGAUCAAGGUUGUUGUAGGAAAGAAUGGAUUGGUCGACGAGCUUCUGCUUGUACGAGUGUUUAUGGUUGGUUUGCUCGUGAAGACGACUACAAAUCGGAUGGGCCUGUGGGAGAUUAUCUUCGUAAGAAAGGUGGAUUGAGAGCGAUUUCAGGCCUCAUCGAUGAAGCGAUUGAGGAUCGGAACAAAACUUCGAGUAAUCUACUCGAUGAGAUCGACUCGAGAAACCAAAAUAUGGACGGUGUGCAUAUCAAAUACGGUGAGAGUAUAAUUUCCCUUGGUAAAAUGCUUGCAGAGAAAGACGGGUUUCAAAGAACUUUUUGCGAAGAAACGAGGAAGGUGCAAAGCAUUAUUAAGAGGGUUUUGAAUGAACAAAAGAUGUCGAACUUCGAACUGGAAAAGAAAAGGCGGCAACUUGAUUCUUGGAGCGAAGAACUGCAAAUGCGUGAGUCGUUAAUUGAAAACGAAAGACGGAAAAUCGAAGAGGAGAAGAAACAGAAUGAUUUGAGAAGCAAUGCUCUUCAAGUGGCUGCUAAGAAGCCGAGGACAACUUAUGAGAAUGCGCUAAAGAUGCUCGAAGAAGAACAGAGAGAGACGGAUAUUGCUCUGGCGAAGGUUCGUGAGUUAGAAAGAGAUUGCGCCGAGAUGAACAAAAUGAAAAUGAAAAUCGAAAUUCUGAAAACGGAAUUGAAGAUUGAGGAGAUGAAGCGUUUGGACGGUGAUGAUGUUGUUGAUGAUGACGACGACGACGACGAUGCUGAUAAAGAAGUCCGACAAAAGAUAGAUCAGAUGAAAGAGCUGUUGCAAGAAAAAAAUGAUGAAUUCAAUAAUUUAGAAGCUUUAAAUAAUCAACUAACCGAAAACGAGCGUCAAAGAAGUCACGAGUUGCAAGAGGCUCGUAAAGCCGUAAUGAAGGGAAUGAAUGAUAUAAGGAAUGGGCAUCGUGUUAACAUUGGGAUAAAAAGGAUCGGUGAAAUCAACGAGAAACCAUUUAAGGACACAUUCAUAAAAAGACUCCCUUCUGACGAGGCUGAGGUCGAGGCUCGUAAACUGUGUUGCUUGUGGCAAGAGAAAAUAAAAGAUACCGAAUGGGACCCGUUUCAAAUAAGAGGCGGCAAGGGGAAUCCUACGAAAUUGAUGAUCAACAAGGAUGACGAAUUACUGAGUGACCUUAAGAAUGAAUGGGGCGAUGAAGUCUGCAGUGCAGUCUCGACAGCUUUGUUGGAACUCGAAGAAUACAAUCCUGGUGUACGUGAUGCGGUUUCCGAGGUGUGGAACUUCAAACAAAAUAGAAGAGCCACUCUCAAGGAAGCCAUCAAAUACGCAUUAACGCAAUUGAAGAGGAUCAAGCGCAAGAGAGCUUGAACCCGACCGGAUGGAUGAACAAUGAUUCCUCUCUUUCGAUCUUUUUUUUUUUGACGUAUGCCCGCCUUUUUGAAGAUAGAGAGAUCUAAGUGCAACUUUUGUAAGAUUGUUUAUCUAAUGAUCCUUGUACAAAGUUUUUGAUUUUGUAAUAUAAUUUAGCUUUUCUUGUUAGAUAAAGAAUGUGAGGGUAAAUCUGGAAACUACAUACUAUUUAUUCUAGUGGUCGUUUUGCUGUUUCUGA